This is a messenger RNA of Engraulis encrasicolus (European anchovy), 6914 nucleotides long. It is a transcript of the gene baz1b, whose product is annotated as bromodomain adjacent to zinc finger domain, 1B. Gene Ontology annotation, molecular function: histone H2AXY142 kinase activity; histone binding. Lineage: Eukaryota; Metazoa; Chordata; Actinopteri; Clupeiformes; Engraulidae. Gene Ontology annotation, cellular component: WICH complex. Gene Ontology annotation, biological process: chromatin remodeling; DNA damage response. The transcript is spliced from 24 exons. The record is from RefSeq and is a predicted model, not a curated record. The coding region runs from base 673 to 5871 and encodes 1732 amino acids.
GCUCGCUGCCGGGGUAACAGAGUUUUGGGGUUGUACGGAAUGUUGCCGGUGGAGUAGGAACUCCCGCCAUUUUUCAAUCAGGUGUAAAACUCUCUUGUUUAUUUUGUAUUAGAUACAUUUAGCAACAAGUAACUUCACUAAAAAGUGUCAGAUUCGCGGACACUUCUGGAUGAGCUGACAGCCGCUUCUGUUCUGGAAGAGGCUGAGCCUACGUAGACCUGAGGAGAAAGCGCGCCAGACCCCCUGACGGGCGCCUCUGCUGUCCCCGCGAAUUUAACAAUUUAGAAAGCCUUGCUUUCCCUACCCGGCGUUUGAGGGAAGUUUCCGCGGAACAGCAGACCACCUGAAGACUGGCGCCUUGCCGUAUUUCAUCCCGAAACAACGUGGAAUAGCAGAAUUAUGACACAGACAUUGGUCCCUCAAAGUGGAAGAACGAGGAGGAGAUGUAACUGUUAGCUGUAUUAUUGUUUUGCUCCAGAGAUCAAGCGCGCUAGCAUGCUAGCCUAGCUGGAUGCUAGUAACACAGUGAAUGCUUUGGAAACGUGGGAAGCGACUUCUGAUAACGUGGGAUUCUGGAAUACAUGCUAAGUUUGUACAUCGUAUUCGUGGCGAGUUUUGAGCACAAGACGGGUUUAUUUCUCGAGUUCCCACAGCUGUCGUCUCUUGCCCACGAUGGCACCGUUGUUGGGCCGGAAACCCUACCCGCUGGUUAAGCCGCUUGCGGAGCCGCUGGGCCCAGAAGAAAACGUCUACAUCAUCGAGCACACUAAAGAGGCCUUCAGGAACAAAGAAGAGUACGAGGCGCGUCUGCAGAAGUAUGAUGAGCGCAUCUGGACCUGCAAGAGCACUGGCAGCCUCCAGCUCACACACAAGGAGGCCUGGGAGGAGGAGCAGGAGGUCACAGAGCUGCUUCAGGAGGAGUACCAGAGCUGGUUUGAGAAGCCCGUGCUGGAGAUCGUGCACCACAACACAGUGUCUCUGGACAAGCUGGUGGACCUGGUCUGGGUGGAGAUCCUCACAAAGUAUGCCGUAGGAGAGGAGUGCGACUUCCUGGUGGGGAAGGACAAGACAUUCCGGGUGACGGUGAUGAAGGUCCACCCGCUGGAGACUCCUCCAGAGGAGGCCGGGGAGAAGAAGAUGGAGGGGGCGUGCGACUCGCCCUCCAGUGACAAGGAGAAUGCCAGCCAGGAGAACCAGAAGAAGGAGCCCCCUCCCGUGGUCAUGGCCAAGGAGGAGGAGAGCCGCCGCGAACGACUCAGUGAUCGAGCCAGGCGGUCUCCACGUAAGCCUGUCACCGCUCCGAAGGAAGAGAAGAAGAAAUGGGUGAUGCCUAAGUUCCUGCCUCACAAGUACGACGUCAAACUGGUCAGCGAAGACAAGAUCAUCAGCGACGUGCCUACCGACAGCCUGUUCCGCACGGAGCGGCCACCCACCAAGGAGAUCAUGCGCUACUUCAUCCGGCACAACUCCCUGCGCGUGGGCCAGGGCGAGAACGCCCCCUGGGUGGUGGAGGACGAGCUGGUGAAGAAGUUCAGCCUGCCCAGCAAGUUCAGCGACUUCCUGCUCUCGCCACACAAGUUUUUGGCAGAGAACCCCUCGUCCAAGCGCAAGAGCCUAAGCUCCCCGGACGGCAAGCCCGCCAAGAAGCAGAAGACCGCCGAGUCGGGGGCCGAGACGGAUGGGACCGGAGAGAAGAAGGAGAAAGGCGAAAAGGAGGAGAAGAAGAAAAAGAAGAAGAAGAAAGAUUCCCUCCCCAUGCCCCUCAGCCCUACCAUUUGGGGCCAAAUGCAGAAAAAGGUGAACGGGUCUCCGCAAAAGAAGGUGAACGGCUCGCCGCUGAAAGUGAAGAACUCCGCCUCGCCCAAAGCAGGGGGCGGCAGCGUACCGGGCACCCCAGAAUCCUCCAAGAAACACAGCGGCGGCAGCGGCAGCGACAAGAAAGCCCUGAAGCUCAAGCUGAACGCCGACGGCAAGAAAGUCAAGCUGAACGCCGACGGCAGCGUGAAGAAGCGCGAGCGCAAGAAGUCGGUCAACGGCCAGAAGGCCUCCAAGACCAAAGGCGGCGACAAGUCCGGCGACGGCAAGAAGCCCAAGAUGAAACAGAUGACGCUACUGCAACUCGCCAAGAGUCCCAAAGCCGUGGCGGCCGCCGCCGCCGCCGCCGCAAAGGGAAGCCCCAAGAAACGCGGCCGCGCCCCGUCCACCCCGAAGCUGGCCAAGCCGCUGCCGCCCAUCGCCCUCCACCUCAUCCGCUACUACAACCAGAACAAGGAGCGCGAGGACCGCAAGAACGCCAUUUCCUCGCUGUUGUCCAAGGCGGCCAACGCGCUGUCGGCGGACGACCGGGGCCGCCUGGUGCCCGAGGAGCUGCGCGACAUGGUGCUGAAGCGCUGGGAGCUGCUGGAGAGCAAGAGGAAGUGGAAGGCCAUGAGCGAGGAGGAGCGACACGCCGAGCUGCUGCGCCGCCGCGAGGAGCUCAAGAACAAGAUGCGGGAGCGUGCCAAGGAGCGCCGCGAGAAGGAGAUGCAGGUGCGCCGCGAGCAGCAGCGCCGCUUCGAGGACCAGGAGCUCGAGGGCCGGGCGCUGCCCGCCUUCCGGCCCGUGGAGACGCCCGAGGGACUGCCCAACGAGCUGUUUGGCGACGUGGCCAUGCUGUCCGACUUCCUCAGCUGCUACGCAGGCCUCCUCAUGCCCGACGAGCAGUACCCGAUCACCGCCGCCGCCCUGCUGGAGGCCCUGGGAAGCGACAGCGCCGGCUUCCUGUACCUCAGCCGCGUGCUGGUGGUGCUGCUGCAGACGCUGCUCCAGGACGAGCUGGCCGAGGGCUACAACGAGCUGGACAUGCCGCUCUCCGAGAUCCCCCUCACCAUGCACUCCGCCUCGGAGCUGGUGCGGCUGUGUCUGAGGCCCAGCGACCACCAGGACCAGGACAGUGCCAAGGGCUCGGAUGAGGAUCCGGCAGGAGCAGCGGGGCCUGGGAGGGGUGCACCCGGUGCGGGAUCUGGACCUCUGGGGCCUUAUGGUAUUGAUGAAGUGGUGUCCGCCGAGCUCCUGGAGAAGCUGGAGACUCAGGAGGUCUUCGACCUACCGCCGCCAGACAAGCUUGCCCUGCUGGUGGCGCUGUCCCACCGCAUCCUGAUGACGUACUCGGUGGAGGACCACGUGGACGCCAUGCAUCAGCGCUCGGUGGAGCUGUGGAAGGAGCGCCUCGCCACGCUCAAGCAGGCCAACGACCGCAAGCGCGCCGAGAAGAAGCGACGCAAGGAGCAGAUGGAGGCCAAGGGACAAGGUCAGCCUCAAGGUCAGCCUCAAGGUCAGCCUCAAGGUCAGCCUCAAGAUGGUGGUGUCCAGAGUCCUGCUGGGUUGGUGAAGAUGGAGGGGGGCAUUGGUGCCGGAGGAGACUCGCCACAGCUGAAGGAGAAGCCAUCAGACAAGAAGAAGGACGGAGGAGGCAGUGCUAAGAAGGAUGCAGCCAAGGUGAAGGCGGAGGCUGAGAAGGUGAAGGCGGAGGCGGAGGCGGCGGAGGCGGCGGAAGAGGACAUGAUCAGCACGGUGAAGAGCAGACGCCUCAUGUCCAUCCAGGCCAAGAAGGAGAAGGAGGAGCAGGACCGCCUCAACAAAGAGCGCAUGGAGCGCGAGGCGGAGGAGGAGCGAAUCAGGAAGCAGCGUGUGGCGGCCGAGAAGGCGUUCCACGACGGCAUCGCCAAGGCCAAGCUGGUCAUGAGGAGGGCACCGCUGGGUACCGACCGCAACCACAGCCGGUACUGGCUGUUUUCAGAUGUGGUGCCGGGUCUGUACAUCGAGAAGGGCUGGGUACAUGAGAGCAUCGACUACAGCUUCACGCUGCCCCCAGAGGAGAUGGCCCAGGAUGAGGACGAAGACAUGGAGGACCAGGAUGCAGACGCUGACGGUGAGAAGGAUGAAGAGAAUGGCGAGAGCUCGCUGAACGAGAGCGCCCAGCAGGGGGCACCAGCGCUCCCUGAACCCAUGAUGGAGACCAGCGUCCCUAAACAGGGGCAGAAUUUAUGGUUCGUGUGUGACACGGUGCGAGAGUUCGAGGAGCUGAUGGAGAAUUUGCAUGCGCAGGGUGUGAGGGAGAGUGACCUGAAGAAUCGGCUACAGGAACGGUCCCAGGACAUCCUCCAUUCCCUCCACCUGGUGCGCAAGGCCCCGGGGCUGCGGACGUGCGACGGCCACCAGGAGCUGCUCAAGUACAUGCGCAGCGACAUCCUGGAGGUGGCCUCGCGCCUGCAGAAGGGCGGCCUGGGCUACAUGGACGACACCAGCGACUUCGAGGAGAAGGUGAAGUCGCUGGAGAGCUUGAAGGAGUUUGGCGAUUGCGUGAUCACGCUGCAGGAGAGCGUGAUCCAGAAGUUCCUGCAGGGCUUCAUGGCCCCCAAACAGAAGAAGAAGAAGAAGCUGGCGGAGGGCGAGAGCAGCAGCAGCGUCAAGGCAGAGGAGGUGGACGAGGAGAAGAGGCUGGCAGAGGAGGCACGGGUGGCGACGCGUGUGGAGAAGUGGAAGGCGGCCAUCCGAGAGGCGCAGACCUUCUCACGCAUGCACGUGCUGCUGGGGAUGCUGGACGCCUGCAUCAAGUGGGACAUGUCUGCAGAGAACGCCCGCUGCAAAGUCUGCCGCAGGAAAGGAGAGGACGACAAGCUCAUCCUGUGUGACGAGUGUAACAAGGCGUUCCAUCUCUUCUGCCUGCGGCCGGCCAUCAAAAGCAUCCCGGCUGGAGAGUGGCUGUGUCCCGCCUGCCAGCCCUCUGUGGCCCGCCGCUGCACCAGAGGACGAAACUACAACGAGGACAGCGACGAGGAGGAGGAUUCCGAGGAAGAAAAGGAAAAGUACUCUGAUGAGGAUGAAGAUGAUGGUGAUGAUGAGGACGACACCGACUACAGAGCCUACCACACCCUGCGGCCUCGAAAGAAAGCCAAGAAGUCGUCAAAGAGCUCCAAGAGCCAGGCGAAAUCCUCCUCGAAGAAGCAGACGACACCCAGCAACAAGGCCAGCUCCAGCAAGUCCAAGAGCACCAGCAGCCCAGCUGACAUUGAUGAACUGGUGCGUCAGAGCUCCCGAGGUGGCCCCCGCAAGACGACUCUGGAGAUGGAGAAGUGUGACGAGAUCCUCCAGAAACUCAUGAAGUUCCGAUACAGCUGGCCGUUCAGAGAGCCGGUGUCCGUGGAGGAGGCGGAGGACUACCUGGAGGUGAUCAGCCAGCCCAUGGACCUGAGCAGCAUGGCGGCCAAGCUGAGCGAGGGCGGCUACCGCACGCCGCACGACUUCGUGGAGGACAUGAAGCUGGUCUUCUCCAACUCGGAGGAGUACAACCAGCCCGGCAGCUCCGUGCUGAACUGCGGUACGCGCACCGAGCAGGCCUUCCAGGAGCUGCUGCAGAAACACCUGCCCGGCGUGAGUUACCUGCGCCGACGCGUACGCAAGCGCGCCAGCCUGGCCAAGCAGCAAGAGGAAGAAGAAGAAGAAGAGGAGGAGGAGGAGGAGGAGGAAGACGGGGGCGAGGAGGAGGAAGAUGAGCAGGAAGAGGAAGAAGAAGAAGAGGAGGUGGUGGUGGAGAAGGGCAGAGGGAAGAGAGGUUUGCAAAAUGGCAAGGCUCCUUCAUCUUCCACGAAGAAGAGAGGCAGACCCAGAAAGGUAGCGAGCGAAGAAGAAGAGGAGGAGGAGGAGGAGGAGGAGGAUGGGGGUAAGAGGAGGAGCAAUAGGGGCGCGGGGAGAAAGGACUACCGCGAACGGGCGGAGGAUGAGGACGAGGGUAGCGGCAAGGCCAGUAGAACUCGAGGGGCGCGCAAAGUUGCCAAUGGCGACGAAGAGAGCGGCCAGCGACAUUCCAAGCGACAAAAACGCUCUUCGUGAGGCCCCAAGGUGCCCCAUCUUAUAUUGAUAUUACAACAUUUUUUUUCUUUUUUCCUGUGCUCUUUGUAAACAAAUUCCCCCACCACACCACUUCCAUACCUCGCCCCUAUCGGCUCCCAACUACCCCAGCCCUAAAAAAAAGUCAAAUUUGGAUUCCUAAAACCCUCCCAACACCGAUUCCACCACCAUUGACCUCAGCGAUUGGACUUGAAUCUCUUUCUCUCCAUCUGUUGUAGAUUUCUUUUUUUUUUUCGUUAUUGUUCCCAAUUCCUUGUAUUAUUUUUGUGCUUUCAGGGAGGUUUCUGUUGAUAUUUUGACAAAGAAAAAAACUGAUUUAUAUUUGUAAUGGCGUUUAUUAUCAGUGACUUUUUUUCAACUGAGGAAGUAAAUUUCCUGAAGGAAAAAAAAAACUAAAAGAAAAAAACCCUAAAAUUCGAAAGUGAUCUCAUUGAGCUCUUAUAUUAAAAAAAAUAAGGUUUUGUUUUGUUCAGUUGGUUUUGAUUUUAUCCCUUGUUAAACCUCACUCUCGACUCUCCUGUUCAAAUACCUCCUGUGAUGGCUUUUGCAGUCUCCUGUGAUUGGUUCUCACUUUCGUUUUAGCUUUUUCCUCUUUCUUUCACCCCUCUUUUCUGCGUUCCAUCACCGUUAUUGGGUGCCGGGCAAAGAAUCUUGACCAGGAAUUGUGACCGGUGAAUGGGCACCAAACCACCAGUUUUUAACACCCGUAUAGAAAGAGUCUCCAGAACCACCACUGCUUGAAGAACCAAACUGCACUUCUCAGGUUAAGCUUGACGUGGUUCUGAUUGACUCCAAUCCAAAUUCAUCUCCCCCCACCCCCCUUUGAAAAUCCUACAAUGUAGGCCUUUUGCCCAUUGUUCAUUAAUCCAUGUUGUUAGAAAGCGGUGGAUCAUAACAGUGGUCAGUCUUUUUAAGUAUGCAAUAUCAGUCUGCGCUUAAACAGUCUUUGGUGUUUUAUUUUGUUUUUCUUUUCUUUUUGAUUCUUUUCUCUCUUUUUUGACAAUAAAGACACAAUGAGUAUCUUU